Messenger RNA from Phytophthora nicotianae INRA-310, 540 nucleotides. RefSeq lists its product as hypothetical. The record is from RefSeq and is a predicted model, not a curated record. NCBI's taxonomy places the organism in Eukaryota, Oomycota, Peronosporomycetes, Peronosporales, Peronosporaceae. The coding region runs from base 150 to 443 and encodes 97 amino acids. The transcript has a single exon.
CUUCAGGCCCCCGGCUCACACACUUCGUACAUACAUAACGUUAUAUCUUUGACACAACACGAUCUCAAUGAGAUAAUGAUAUUCUCCUUUUUGCCCUCCAUCACUUAAGCCUCUCAAGCCCCCCACCUACAAACACCUUCAUUCCUGUCAUGGGCGUCCUCCUUCUCCUCGGUCUGCUACGCCGUCUGCGCAACAAUAAUGACGACUACCAACAGGACUACGAGCAAGAACUGCGUCGCGAAUACCACCGCCAAUGCAAGCGUCAGCGCCGUUGGAAUCGCCGCCACCCGCACUGCCCCGCUCCGGUGCCUGCUCCUGUUACAGCUGUGCCGGUCGUCCUUCAACCAGCGGCGCAGCAGUCUACAGCGACGUCAAUGCAGCAGCCCCAAGUUGUGCAGCCAGCAUACCCUACCGACUCAACAUCCAAGGGCAUUUCUGUGUAAUUACGAAAGAAGAUUCUGCCCCCCCCCCCCCCCCAUAUAUAUAUGCGAGCAGCUCGCCCCCAUGACCUGUUCCGCACGUCUAAUACACUAUGCCAUC